UAAGACAGCACACAACGUCUGUAGCCGUCGGAGCAGCCACAGCUCAAAAGAACAACACACCACUCAAAGUAGGGACUGAAACACAGAAAACCACUUAAAAAUGUCGUCAACACAAAUAUCGGAAAUGUCAAAAACCUAUCAGUACCGAAAGGUGAUGAAGCCCAUGCUGGAGCGCAAGCGUCGAGCGCGCAUCAACAAGUGCCUGGAUGAAUUAAAGGAUCUAAUGGUAGCCACUCUCGAGUCGGAAGGCGAACACGUCACACGCUUGGAAAAGGCCGACAUCCUGGAGCUAACAGUCACCCACCUACAGAAGAUGAAACAGAAACGCCAGCACAAGCGAGCCAGCGGUGAUGAGAGUCUCAGCCCGGCUGAGGGCUUUCGCUCUGGCUACAUCCAUGCCGUGAACGAGGUAUCCCGCUCACUGUCGCAUCUGCCCGGCAUGAAUGUCAGCCUGGGCACCCAACUGAUGACACAUCUGGGACAGCGACUCAAUCAACUGCAACCCGCUGUCAUGGAGGCGAUGCCCAUCACCGCGCCUCUCUCCGUGCAGAUUGCCAGUCAGGAUGCCUACUCCGUGCCUAUCUCUCCCGUGUCCAGCUUUGCCUGCAGCCCCAACUCCAGUGUGGCCAGCAGCGAACGUCUUAGCAGUGGCUCCCUACUCACCACUUGCUCCUCCAAAAUGGAAUUGGACACCGAGGAUGAGGAAAAUGUCUGGCGUCCGUGGUAGCACACAGGAACUAUGAAAGAAAGAGAGAGAGAGAGAGAGAGAGGAGAAAGAGAAUGCAAAGAACGAUUUAGAAAG
This is a messenger RNA of Drosophila subobscura, 802 nucleotides long. RefSeq names its product enhancer of split mgamma protein (gene E(spl)mgamma-HLH). Bases 101 to 727 code for a protein of 208 amino acids. NCBI's taxonomy places the organism in Eukaryota, Metazoa, Arthropoda, Insecta, Diptera, Drosophilidae. Gene Ontology annotation, molecular function: protein dimerization activity; DNA-binding transcription factor activity, RNA polymerase II-specific; RNA polymerase II cis-regulatory region sequence-specific DNA binding. Gene Ontology annotation, cellular component: nucleus. Gene Ontology annotation, biological process: regulation of transcription by RNA polymerase II; regulation of neurogenesis; anterior/posterior pattern specification. The transcript has a single exon. The record is from RefSeq and is a predicted model, not a curated record.